CGCAUGCGCAAUGUUUAGAUUUUAGCGCACCUCUCCUACGCAGGGACGUCCGAAUCCAACGAUUUUUUCACAUGAGCCAAUGACAGAGUGUGGUUCCUUCUACGAUACCCAAUCAGGAACUAGAGCGGCUUAAAGCAUUAUGGAAAGAACCGUGAAGAAGGAAAAUGUCAAUGGGAUUUCUAGCAACAUGAAGAGUAUGAAUCCUAUUGAUGGCCCCAAACGUAUCCCAGUUGCCCAGCAGCAAAGCUACCAGAUUCGGCAUGCUGGUCCUAGUCAUCCAGCCCAAAGAAUCUUGGGGCCCUCAAAUGUUCCCCAGAGACUUGUGACGCCUGCUCAAAAACAGAUCUUAUCUAACCAGAAGCAGUUAAAUCCACCAGCAAACAAUCCUACACAGAUGCGACCUACAACCCAAGUGCAGCAGCCAAGCCGACAACAGGUCAAUGAAACCCAGGAAACGGCUCCAACAACCAACCCUGCUGCAAAUCCAGGCAAGAAAGUCAAUCCUGAUCAAGUGAAAAACACAGCACCAAAGGAUGAUCAGAACAAAAAACUGUCUACCAAAGAUGAGGGUAAAAAGAAACAGUGGUGUUUGGAUGACUUUGAAAUAGGACGUCCCUUGGGCAAAGGAAAAUUUGGAAAUGUGUAUCUGGCCCGUGAGAAGCAAAGCAAAUUUAUUUUGGCACUGAAGGUUCUAUUUAAAUCACAGCUAGAAAAGGCUGGUGUAGAACACCAAUUACGACGUGAGGUUGAAAUACAGUCUCAUCUGAGACAUCCCAAUAUUCUCCGGCUCUAUGGCUAUUUUCAUGAUGCAACAAGAGUCUACCUUAUCUUGGACUAUGCCCCACGUGGUGAACUGUAUAGAGAGCUUCAGAGGUGUACCAGGUUUGAUGACCAGAAAACUGCUACUUAUGUUACAGAGCUGGCAGAUGCUCUUCUGUACUGUCAUUCCAAGAAAGUAAUUCACAGAGACAUAAAACCUGAGAACUUGCUACUUGGGUCCAAUGGAGAACUUAAAAUUGCUGACUUUGGUUGGUCAGUUCAUGCCCCAUCUUCAAGGAGGACCACACUGUGUGGUACCCUUGAUUAUCUUCCUCCAGAGAUGAUUGAGGGUCGAACACACGAUGAAACGGUUGAUCUUUGGAGUCUUGGUGUCCUCUGCUACGAGUGUCUUGUAGGAAAGCCACCCUUUGAAGCAGAAACGCAUCAGGAAACUUAUAGGCGAAUCUCCAAGGUUGAAUUCAAUUAUCCCCCCUUUGUAACUGAUGGAGCCAGAGACCUCAUAUCAAAGCUUCUAAAACACAAUCCAAACCAUAGGCUGCCACUGAAGGGUGUUCUUAACCAUCCUUGGAUUGUGCAAAACUCUACAAAGCAUCCCGUACAAAAUGAGGCACUUUCAAACACAGAAGCUCAGCAAUAGUGUUGACCUAAACCCUUUCUCACUGAGAAUGCAUGAUAUUUUGCACCUGCUGAAACCAAGCUACAAAUAUUCAGGGAAUGUGGUCUAUGGAAAUGGCUUGGUGUCUUCACUGGUUUUCAAACAAGUUUGUCCAUGGAGCUUUUUGUUGGGCCCAGGAAACAUUAAAACUUUUGCUGAUGGCUAAGUGUGAGUGAUUGGAAAAGCUUUCACAUGCUUUAUGCCACCAAACUUGUGCUACAGUACCGUGAAUCUUUUUUUAGUUUCGCAGACAGUCUUCAAAUUUUAAUGGCACAGAUUCACCUAGUUUCUUGCAUGUUUACCCACUAAUUGAAACUAUGCUGUAUAUUUUAAUUUUCUGACUAAAUAUUUCUAAACAGAUUAAAAAAACCUAAAUAUAUGCCAAAUAAUGGCUAAAACACUGUUUUAAAACGAUGUUUGAUUGCCAUUGGUGUUUGCAAGAUCUGUCUGAAAGUAUUUAUUGGGCUGCUAACAGCUGUCACCAGCCAGUGCACAGCCGACAAUUGUGAAUGAAUGCGAACUGUGGUCAGACCUAAGUGUAUAUACCUGUUAAUUAUGUAUUUACUUUUAAAUGUCUUGUAACUGUUUAUAUAAAAACUUUUUAAAGUUUAAAUAAAUCUCAUAAAAUAUU
Molecule: messenger RNA, 2066 nt
Organism: Bombina bombina (fire-bellied toad)
Lineage: Eukaryota; Metazoa; Chordata; Amphibia; Anura; Bombinatoridae
Gene: AURKA
Product: aurora kinase A
Exons: 9
Coding region: 140-1417 (425 amino acids)
Biological process (GO): mitotic cell cycle; meiotic spindle organization; centrosome cycle
Cellular component (GO): spindle pole centrosome; chromosome passenger complex; spindle midzone
Molecular function (GO): ATP binding; protein kinase activity
Source: RefSeq, a predicted model, not a curated record